Messenger RNA from Symbiodinium natans, 1335 nucleotides. NCBI's taxonomy places the organism in Eukaryota, Dinophyceae, Suessiales, Symbiodiniaceae. The record is from the annotation of a GenBank genome assembly.
AUGGAAGGGAGGAGUCCCAGCUGCCUGGAAGCGGAGGCCGAGGAGCUGACCUCCGAGGCCAGCUUGAACUCGGAGGUGUCCCGAGCCCUGGCGACGGCCUCCGGCGACGAAGUCGCCGAUGGCAGUCCCGAGGAUUCCCUGGAGGAUUCCACAGAUGACGGUCUCAAAGAUAGACCGAGCUCGGAUCUCAAGCUGAGCCCUUUGCGGAACGACGUUCAGGCCUCCUCGCUUUGCUCCCUGCUCCGUGCAGCCUCUGCUGGUACCUCGCAGGGCCUGAAGUUCGCAGAGGCCCGGAUCGGCCCGUGGGUGGAGGAGGCCAUGCACUGGGAGCCCAACCAGCUGCUUGCAGGAGCGGUGCACUUUUCCUACUUCAUGCUCUUCGCUUCCCUCUACACCCAGCUGCCGGGCCUCCACGGACCUCAGGGAAUUGAUCCCUACCACUUAUCCAAAGGCCUCAAUGACAGUCUCCUGCUCCGGCACGGACGCCGAGGGCGCUACUGGGCUGCGGAGCUCGCUGCGCUACUGGGCCUGGGCGCGUCUGGAGCCGCAACGGCGCUGCCCGCUCUCCGCAGCGGCUGGACGGGGCUCACUUUGUCUGGUGUGGAGUGGCUUCUGUGGAGAGACUUCAUGGUGUCUGGGGCAUCUUCGUUCCCCAUGGGCAUGACCUACCUGGCCAUGGAAGGCAGCAUUGGUGCCGCAGCCUUCGCUCUGAAUGCGCCCAGACUGGCCUCCUGGUUCUGGCGCUGGUGCUUGUUCCGGGGGCUGCUGGCAGGUGGGGCCCACAAGCUCCUCUUGUGCGACGCGAGUUGGAACAACCUGUCCGCUGUGCACUGGCACUUCCAAGGCAAUCCAAACCCCUCUGCUUUAUCCUGGUAUGCCUUCCGGCUGACCAGCAGCUAUCCCUCCCUGGGGCACCUGGCCACAGCCAGCACAUUGGCGAUCGAGAUGGUGGCGCCCUUCCUGUUCUUCUCGCCCAAUAGGGGCUUGCGGAUGCUUGGUUUGGCUGGGAAUAGCUUGCUGCAGCUAGGCAUCUUGGCAAGUGGCAACUACGGCCCGUUGAACUUCUACUUCCUGGCGCUGGGUCUAUCAUUGCUGCAGUCCGAGCGCCGCCGGCAACUGGCCGACACGGAUGCGAGCCGUGCAGUAGAAGAAGACACAGUGUGGCCUGCCGCAGCUGUGGGACUGGGCUCGGUUGUGGCCAUCGGUGCCGCCACGCGGCUCCUACCCACAAGCCCGGCGACCUGUCCCAGCGCGGGCCAUGCGGUCUACGCUCAGCUCACAGCCUCGUGGACCGAGUUGUCAGGGAUGCUUCGGGAAGGAGGGGAUGGGGCUUGA